Molecule: messenger RNA, 745 nt
Organism: Plutella xylostella (diamondback moth)
Lineage: Eukaryota; Metazoa; Arthropoda; Insecta; Lepidoptera; Plutellidae
Source: RefSeq, a predicted model, not a curated record
CUCACGAGUGCUGCAAAUAUUCUUGAUACUCCGUAUCACGCUAUCAUCCAAAUUUGUUUUUGCUGCCGUCCAAAAGAAGAAUCUUACACAAGUACAAGAGGAUCACUUGAGCUUGGAAAAUCUGUGUUUGAACCUUUCAAAUGAACUAGACUACGACACUACGGUCCUCCUGAAUGACUACUGGACCUCUGUCUACGAAUGGAGCAACGGUUUUCCGUCUGGAUGCCAUCACUUACAAAUCACUAUUCCUACACGGGAGGACGUUCGUUAUUACUUCUUCAUGCGACAUCACCUAGCGGCGCAACCUGAUUGGAAGUCGGCAGCAUUUGUCAUGAAGAUACAGAUGCAGAACCAAACCAACAGCAUGAUGUUAUUCCGCAAACGAAACAGCACAAAAGGCUCUUUCAACAUCGUCCCGAAAAUUGAUCAUUACAGAAUAUUAGAACCAACGCAAUUGGAAAAGUUCCCAUUGUUCAGCACCGAUUUGAAGAUACUGUAUGCGGGAGACACAGACUGUCCCGGUCAAGUAUUCUUGUUUUACAUGAUGUGCAAAGUUGGAAUCAGCAUGUACACACGGGUCGACACACAUGAGAACCGGCGGUGUCCAAGCCAACAGCUCAUAAACAGAGUUAUAAGAAAAGUGUCUCUACCUGGCGGGUCUUUCAACUGUCGUAGGCGCAGAAAGAUGAAUACUUCGAAGUUUACCGUGAAGAAGAAAGCGUCUUAGAAGUAGUUUUAAUAAAAA